This is a messenger RNA of Owenia fusiformis, 371 nucleotides long. NCBI's taxonomy places the organism in Eukaryota, Metazoa, Annelida, Polychaeta, Sabellida, Oweniidae. The record is from the annotation of a GenBank genome assembly.
GAGGUGAAGAAGUGCUUCACUGCUGCAAGGGCAAACCAGAAACGAAUCAUUGGUGUCGAAUAUGGUGGAGAAUGUUUUACUUCCCGUUCCGGAUAUGGCACAUAUAACAAAUAUGGCUUGUCAACUAACUGUACAGGAUACUAUAAGGACUCGGUCGAUACUGGAGGACCAUGGGCAUUGAGUGUCUAUGCAAUAACGAGUUAUCCACUGCGUUACAGUGUAACACGUAACAAGUGCAACGAUGCCAAAAAUGGAGAACUCACUGCAUCUACAUUUCAAGAAUGCAAAACUAAUUGCGACUUGUCUGGUUUCUGUGGUGCAUUUGAGUUUGAACCCGGAAAACAGGACUGUAAAUACUUUGGAGAUAUAUG